Molecule: messenger RNA, 3417 nt
Organism: Chironomus riparius
Lineage: Eukaryota; Metazoa; Arthropoda; Insecta; Diptera; Chironomidae
Source: the annotation of a GenBank genome assembly
AUGAGCAAAACAAAAGUAAUGAAAACCCAACAAAAUCAAAUAGAUAAUGUUAAUAUGAUUGACGACGAAGAAAGUAAUUCUUCAAUCGGAAAUUUAGAUUUAACUUUAUUAAGACGACCCAUUACAACAUCAAUCACUGGACUCGAAGAAGUUUUAAGAGCGUAUAAUGAUGGAACAAAUGAACUUAAAAAGUUACUAUCAAAAGAAUGUGAUUUGAUCUAUGAAUGUAAAGUGUGCCGAAAUAUUUUUCGUAGCCUCACUAAUUUUAUAUCACAUAAGCGAGUGUAUUGUCGAAACACAUUUAAUGCAUCUGAUCAUUUUCAUUUCCGUAACAACGGAUUCUUGAUUCAGGACGUAGCAGCAAUUAUAGAAGCUGAGCAAAAAAAUAAUAAUAAUCCUAUAGCUGGUGUUUUGCCAGGAAGCGAUGAUAAAUCUAAGGACCUCAGUGGCGUUGUUGAACAUAUUUUGUGGAAACAACAUCAAUCACGUUGUAGUAAUGUAACCGAUGUAUUAAAACAAAUAAAUUCAACAAAUCGCAGUUUAUCACAUCAUGAUAAUGAUAGUAAUUCACAACAAACAUUAUUAUUAAACCCAGUCAAAGAAUCUGACAUAGCUGUAUAUCAGUCAUUACAAACGGAAAGUAAUAAUAGCAACAUGGAAGAUGAAAUAAAAGAAGUUCAUAAUAUGCUAAAGAAAUCAAAUUCUAUGCUUGGCCCUGACGGAAAAAUUAUAAAUCAAAUGAAUUUAAAUAAUGAAAAAGUUUCUUCCUCAACUGGACCGCUGACAUGCAAAGUGUGCAACGUUCAAUUCGAAACAGAAAAAACUUUAAAGUUGCAUUUAGAAAUGAAACAUCUUCCGUCAGCUUACGUUUAUCAAUGUCCAUCAUGUCCACAAAAAUUUUCAACAUCUGCUGCUGUUUUGAAGCAUCUUAGCAACGACCAUAAAAAAUCAAAUCGCAGAAUCAGGCUCAUGCGAGAUAACAUAAUAAGGAAGCGUAUUCGUGCUGAUGAGGCUACAAUUAAAUGUCCAAGCACAUCAAGAGAAUUACAGCAGUUGCAACUUUCAAAAUCUUCUGAGAGUAAUCAUACAAAUGAUUUAGAAUGGAACACACAAAAUGUUAAAAUUGAGAAUGAUAUUGAUGAUUCAUAUGUAUGUCCCAGUUGUUUGAAAAAGUUUGACAGAAAGGCUGUUUAUACAAGUCAUGUCCAGAUGUGUUCGGAUAUAAAGGAUCGUGAACAAGAAAAGUUAAAGAAAAGAAGAGCUAAAGAUGGAAACAAAAUGAAACAAUUGAUGGGAAGUUCAUUAGAAUCUGAAGACAAUUCUAAUAUAAGUGAAAAUUCAAACAAACAUAAAAGGAAGAAGCGAUGUAAAGCAAAGAUUGGGGAAGAGGAGAAAAAGGUCGAAUUUGCGGAAGACAAUUCUGAAGAUAUUGUUGAUUGGAAUCUUGACGAUGAAGAAGAAAACAAGAAGUUAGAAAAUAUAAAAAAAGAAAUCAUUGAAGACGAUUAUAAAAAAAAUAUAGAAGCAGUAUCCUUAAAUCAUUCGGUUAAGUAUGAAAUAAAUAAUGAAAAUAGUUUACAGGAACAACCUGAUGAUGAUGACAAUGGUUUAAUAAUAGAUGAGCAAAUUGAUGAUGCUCAAAAUCAGGAAAUGAAAUGCCCUACAUGUGACAAAGUUUUUCCAACAAAUGAAAAGCUUAAAUAUCAUCUUACUUUUUAUCAUUCGAGGCAAAAGCGAUUUAAAUGUAAAAUGUGCGAAUAUCAAGGAUAUCGUAAAAAAGAUACAAUGAAUCAUAUUAAUUUUGUUCAUAGCACAAACGUAACUUUGGAGACAUUAAGUAGUUAUACUGAAACCGUUUCAAAAGCAGUCAACGAGGAGGAUGUGAAAAGACAAAAUGAAUUGAAAAAAAACCAAUUGAAAAUCAAACGAAAGAUUGCACGAGAAAGGCUGAGAAAAAAGGCUUCUGAAGCGAAAUCAGAGAUUGCACAAAUAGAUAAUGAUAAGAAGGCUGAAGACUUCGAUGAAAUAAGUUCAAUAGAAAUACCAGAUAAAUUACAUUCAGAUAUUGAUCUUACAGCAAAAGUAUUAAAUUCAAGACGAAAAUCAGUUUAUGCAUCUAUCGUUACAAAAGUUGAUGUAACAAAAGGAGAUCAUAAAGAUUAUGAAGACUUUAUGAAAAAACAUCAAAGUGUAAUAAUUAAAAAAGAGGAAAUUGAAGGUAGCCCAUCUGUUUUUGCUCAAUUAUCCAAAUCUCCACCGACUUCUAAUAUUACUCGUUUUGGAAAAGUAAUUAAAAAUAUUUCUAGUAUGAAUAUGAUGGAUUUAUCACAAAGCUCUAGGCCCAUCCGAAAUAGAAUCAAACCCGUUCGUAAAGAUUUCUUAUAUGAUUUAUCUGAUCUAUUGAAAAAAGAAGCUGACGCUUAUCGUGAACAAGCUUUUCAGUCGUCGUCAGUGACUGUUAAGCGAGAAUUAAGAAAGCGUGCAAUGUCAACUCACACCCGAGAGAUGCCAUCCAUCAAUACGUUUGAUCAACCAUUAAAGAAGUUAUCUCUGGAUGCGCUUGUACAACCUUUAAAUUCACUUUCAGCAUUGAAUAAUGUUGAAGAUUCACCAUCCAAAUUUAAAGAUCAGCGAAAUCGUAGAAUGAGUGUCUUUAUUCCUCCUACGAGAUCAAUGUUUCCACCACAACCUCGAUCUCCUCCAUAUAGACCGCCAGCAACACACAAAAAUGCAGGCUCUGCGUAUAAAAUGGCUUUAAAAGAAUUCGAUAAUAAUCGGGCCAGUUUAUACGAGCCAAAAUUUCUAUGGUCAAUUAACUUCGACCAAGAAAACGAGAAAUCUAAAACAGUUUUGAAUUCAUCUAAUGUUUCAGCUGCUUCAAGCAUAUUGCAGAGACUGAGUGGCAGAGCUUUAAAUUCCGAUAUAAAAUUGGAAGCAACAUCAGAAACUUCCAAUUCCUUGACAGCAGAACAGUUGUGUAAGAAAUUUGAAUUAAUAAAUGUUACAAAUAUCAAUGAACUUGAUAUACCAGUAUCAAAUACUAUUAACUUAAAUCCAGGAGCAACAGAAAAUAAUUUAAUGGCGCUCACAUUAGAUGAAACAGAUAAUGAUGUGUGCGUCUUACAAGAAUGCAGUGCAGAAUCAUCAGACGAUAAUGAUAAUGAUAGUGAUCCAAAAUUAGAAAUCGCGAGUAACGAGGACAACACAAAAUCAAAUAAAAAGCCAAAAAAUAAUUUGAAAAGGAAGCAAGCAGAAAAACGUAAGUCAGCAGCUUUAUGCCAGCGAAGAUUGACAGUAAUGCAAAGAUUACAAGAAAAUAAGAUUCGUAAAUCGAGAGAACAAUUAUUUCAACGACUGAUGAACCAGCAAACUGAAGAGGAUGAUCCAUCAGAAUUUGAUCUAUUUACAGAGUCUUAA